GGGGCGGGCAGCGGUUGCCAUAGCGACGUGAAGCGGCCUUGAGGGAGGAGUAGGCCGCGCCGCCCGCGGGCGGGGAGGAGGCAGCCAGUGGUGCUGACGAGACGUCAGAGGACCCACCAUCUCCUGUAUCUAUGGCAUUUGCACCUCCUAGAAACAUGGAUGGCCCCAAGCUACAGACCAAGAUGAGCACAUGGACUCCACUGAACCAUCAGCUCAUGAAUGACAAGGUAUUCGAAGAAAGAAGAGCCCUACUUGGAAAAUGGUUUGACAAGUGGACAGAUGGUCAGAGGCGGAGGAUCCUGGUGGACCUGUUGGAACGCUGCUCCCCGUCACAGCAAAAAUUCUGUGCCAAGCAGCUACAGGAUCGAGUCCCCACCGAGGCUCUAGAUUUUACCACAAGGCUUCCCAGAGUCCUGUCUUUAUACAUCUUUUCCUUCCUGGACCCACGGAGCCUCUGUCGAUGUGCACAGGUGAGCUGGUACUGGAAGUACCUGUCUGAACUGGAUCAGCUCUGGAUGCUGAAAUGCCUACGUUUUGGCUGGUACAUCAACUUCUCUCCAACACCCUUUGAGCAAGGAAUCUGGAAGAAACAUUACAUUGAGAUGGUGAAAGAGCUGCAUGUCACGAGACCAAAGACUCCUUCAAAAGAUGAGUUUGUAGUUAUUGAUGUGCAACCGGUAAGAAGCAACACCCCAGAGGCAAAACCUUCCGUGCCAGGAAGGAGGACAAGCAAGGAGAAAAAAGAGCUCCCACCGUGGCGUUCAUCAGACAGGCAUCCUACAGAUACCAUCCGAUUCAACUACCUCGACAACUACGAUCCCAUCGAGCAGGCUAGGCAGGCGAGAAAGAAAGGAGGAGGGGAGACCCCGGACCUUAGCCGGCAGGCAGCUGAGAAAAAAAAGAGAGCGGGUCAUGGAUCUAAUAAGCUCCCAAAGGCAAAAUCACUGGCAAGUAUCACCGGCUUGUAAUUAUAUCAACUGGGGCCCAGCGGCAGGUACACCCAGGAACAUUUUAGCGCAGAGCUUUUACUUAACUUUCUAUCACUUUCUGCAGAUCUUGAGUCUGUUCCAAAACCACCAGUUCGUCCCAGCUGGGCCACUCACCAGUCAACCGGGAACCUGCCUCCCAAAGCAGCGGCAAAAGCCCUGGCCCAGAGCUCCCAGUGGAACGCUGGGAUACGACCAGCACCUGUUCGAGCUCCAGUGCCAAAGCCACGUGAAAGAGGAAAGAAAGACUUCACAAGGACAAACACCAGGUCUCCAUCGUCUCCGCUUUUUGAGGCUCAGCCCUGGCACAUUCCUCCAUCCAACCAAGGAUCUGACACAGAGUAAGGGAGAAUUCAAAGUAUCUUUCAUCCCAGCAGAACAGAAGCUCAUCUGCCUGGCAUUGGGGAAACACCGGCAAUGUUACCUGAGUCACAGGCUAUGCUCGAAGAACAGCUGCUUUUGAGUCCUCCAUAAGGACCCAACUUAGUUUUUUUCAACUGUUGCUAGAAAAGACUUUCUUCACUGACCUCACUACACAAUGCAAAGAAAGGGCCAUGGAGGUCCUGCAUCUAUUCUCACUUAGGCUGGCCAAAAGAAAACUUAACUGUCUUGCAGCCAGUUUAGACAGCAAGGUGUUGGAGCAAUGGCUUUAUACUUUUUUUGGAAGUACCGUACUUGGUGCAAUGACUCCUGCCUGCCUUUGGGAUCUCCAAGUGGGAUCUCCUGUUUCCAAACUGGAGUACAGUCUAAGUCUGUUUUCCUGUUGUGCUUCUCAGCCUUGUUUCCUGUUGCUGCUGCUAUAUUCUCUUUUUCUUUUGGGUAUGUCAUCUCUGCAGAGUUUACCUAGGCUUUUGACCAUGGAGACACUUGUGCAGAUCCUUGCUAGAGCUGCUGGACCUCAUGUGAGCUUGCCUGUGUGUCACUUGGACAUCUUGGGGCAUAUCCCAUGUGGACACUGCUGCUCUGUGAUGCUUUGCCAGUGAAUUAGAGAAGUUGUCUGUCUCUGUGGGCACUGAGAGGAUUGUGGAAGGAAAGUGGGGACUACCAGCCUGAGUGAUGGAAACUGUACCCUCGCUACAGAGUGGUUUACCACCAAUGUUAAUGUGAUCCCUCAGCUGUAACCUACAGCCCCUGCCAAAUCAGCUAGACUGUGAAGAAAGCACCACAGCGUUCAAGGGAAAAGCCUUUAAUAUAUGGGAGAAGGAAGGCUCAGAGAAAACAUUUGAAGAAAAACCUAGUUAGAACUGUAUUGAAGACAGAAUCUCAUGUUAAACAAGCCAACUUGAUCUCUUCCAUCAUGUUAAUGAGAAGGAAAUCAAAUCCCACACUCUGGAUUGCAGCAUUGCACAUGGCUCUGUGUGGAAAGCUGGCACUAGUCUACUUACUUAAGAGAAUGUAAAUCAUGUGCUUUUAUUUGUCUUUUCCACAAUUAAGGAAAUAUCCAGUAAACGUAAUGAAUAGCAGUUUUUAAGGAUAAGGGGACUGAAUGCACAGCAACUGUAACUAGUUGCCUUACCAUAACCCAGACUGAGAGAGCUGGGAUAAAACUGAACCUUUCCACAGUUUAGGAAGAGCCACAGCAUGCCCAUGAAUUCUCAACAUCUAUAGACUACAAAUCAUGUUUCAGAGAAAAUGCCAACUACUGAUUGACAGGGAUUAGAAGAAGACUUCUGCUCUGUGAGCAGAUUAUUCUGCACUGUGUCACUUGAGGGUUUCAAAUUUUUUGGCAUGAAAGACAUUGACCAUUGUCAAGACCAGGCACCGGGCACGACGUACCAUGGAUCUUACCUGAAGGGAGAGCAUCCAGCAGGAGACUCAGCCCAUUGGGGUACUUGGUCGAGUGCCAUGUGAAUUACAGCUCCAAAUCAAUUAGGUAACUCAGUGCAUCUCCCUCUCCCAGAUGUUGUUCCUUCAUCUUUUCUAGCUGCCCUGGAUGCUUGGCAGGGGGAGUUCUUCUCAACCAACAAGACGGUCUAAGAGCUAGUUAAGUCUAAGCUAGUCACCUCUCAAGCGAUCAGCUGAAAUAGGAACUUGCAGAUGGCAAUUAGCUCAUAUAUCUUAGGAUCUGUUGAUUAUGCAAGAGACCAGACUAACUAAUUUUGAUUAAGAAAGCUAACUUUUGAGCAUUUAACGUCAGGUGGGGUAAAUCACAUCCAAAACAUUCAUCAGCAUCAUUCCCUGGUAUUGCAAAUCUCUCCUCACAAGCCUUUUCCCCUAGGAAAUCAAGUUAAACUGAUUGCUUCAUGGGUGUUGCCUUGGCUUCUUAAGUCCAAACUGUUGUUCCAGCUUUUUUUUUGUCUCCGUUAGGCAGCCUGUAGCUUCUCGUGGCAGCAGUUCAGCGCUAGGUCCGUGUUACAAACAGCAAAUGGCUAUGCAAGGAAAUGAUGGAACCCUGCAGCAAUGGUUUUUCUUAUCUCACCAAUGAGCAUACUCGUCGGAAACAUAAAGUUCCCAGGGUCUGACUGGUCUUGGAGCUGAGUGCUUGGGCAUUACUGCAGACGUUGUGCCUUCACUGCACCAGAUCAUGCAUCUUAAGUACUCACUAUACAUUUUAAGGCUUAGGCCUUCUCUGAUUUAUAAAGUUUUUGUAUUUAUGAUGCUGUAAAAUAACUAACAGUAAUGUCCAGGAACAUACCAAGCCAAGUAGUCUAUCUUUGAAGUAACAGCAGACCUACGUAACGCCUUGAUGUAACUCCUACCAAUUAUGUUAUUAGAAUAAAAAUAUGUGUACUUACAA
Messenger RNA from Harpia harpyja (harpy eagle), 3723 nucleotides. It is a transcript of the gene FBXO16, whose product is annotated as F-box protein 16. The record is from RefSeq and is a predicted model, not a curated record. Gene Ontology annotation, molecular function: protein binding. The transcript has 9 exons. Lineage: Eukaryota; Metazoa; Chordata; Aves; Accipitriformes; Accipitridae.